GUGUUACACCGGACGAAUACACAGGAUUUUAUCCCGAUCAUGCUCCAGGUGACAGACAUGGUGUUAGUUGGCUUUGGAUAACUGGCGGGUUCCCCAGGGCCGACUCAUCGGCGGGGCAGCAUUGCGGGUCCCUGAUGGCAAGGCAAAGCAAGGCGAGUCCACUUGGUGGUUCACUUGGUGUUGGCCGCCGACCAAGCUGCAUGGCUGCAAGCAUGGCAACUCGCCCGGGCCCGAGGUCUUUGCGCUGCACAGUACGGAGUACAGUGAUAUCGUGUAUGUUGUGAGAGUACCUUUGCGGAAGGAGACUGGGACAGCAGAUGCAGACGUGUUGCAGAUCGUAUGCACCGUUCCGAAGGUGUGACAUCACGGAGUCGAGAUGGUCCGCGAUGGUGCCUUCAACACGCCUUCACCUCGACUCUAUGUCGCUGGAUGAUUGCUCUGUACUGUCCACUAGCUAUCAAUACUUCCAACCUUCCCCAGCUUGGAGCCUACGAACUUAUCCAUUUCUACCAGCUCACUCGUGUUCUCUUCAGUCUUGGUCUGCCCCGCGACGAGGCAGAUCAACGAUCAUCCACACCACAAGCGCAAGGUCAAUGCCACUGCAAGCCCCGAGCAGCCAGCAAAAUAAGAGCAGCAUUGCCCCGCGCGAUGGAGCCUCUGCCUAUCGUGACUCCACCGGCCCGUCACGAAUGGCGGUGGCGAAACCCACCGGCGGGUAGUCGAAUUUUCCAUCACCGCCAUCGCGUGCUCUUCCCUUUUCACUUGACCUUCACCCGCAAGGGACUCGGACAAUCCGCUCGAGACCACAGAUACCUUGGACACGGUCCGCUGCAACGCACAUGCAAUGGCACGUCAUGCGUCGCAGACCAUGCUGUUGUAGGAUGAGCGGUUGUCGAUACGCACUGCCUUGGAUGGAACCCUUCUGGAUCAACCGUGGAUGGAGCAGGUCAACCGAUCCCGGGGAUCCACGACCCUCCGCCAGCUCCCGUCCAUUGGCCCGCUCGAUGGAUCUGUUCCCCAUACUCGGCCUGGC
Aspergillus ibericus CBS 121593 is the source of this 1033-nucleotide messenger RNA. RefSeq lists its product as uncharacterized. The record is from RefSeq and is a predicted model, not a curated record. The transcript has a single exon. The coding region runs from base 340 to 885 and encodes 181 amino acids. NCBI's taxonomy places the organism in Eukaryota, Fungi, Ascomycota, Eurotiomycetes, Eurotiales, Aspergillaceae.